Prunus armeniaca (apricot) is the source of this 837-nucleotide messenger RNA. The record is from the annotation of a GenBank genome assembly. Lineage: Eukaryota; Viridiplantae; Streptophyta; Magnoliopsida; Rosales; Rosaceae.
AUGGCUAAGGUCCGCCGCGCUUUGAACAUCCCCCAAAAGUUCUGUGAGUGGCGUUGGCUGUUGAGCGAGUAUCAGGAUGAGGACGGUGGUCUGCCCCCAGCCGAGGAUGUCGAAAGAUGGAAGCAGAAUGGUCCGGACCCUGAUGAUCUGUCUGCUGAACAAGAGGCAUGCUCUGCUGAACCCCCAUCAAAAAGGAAGGCUGAAGUCAAGUCUCCGAGAACUCAAGCUACCUCUUCACGGGCGAGGAACGUGUCUCCAUUGAGGAAGAAGCCAAAGCUCCCUUCUGCUGAGAAGACCCAAGUAGGAGUUGUUCCCGCCUCAUCUGCCAGGGUCAAGCAUCUUGUUGGUGCAGACAGCAAGAAGAUUGGCGGUAUGCGCAACAUAAGGGAUGCUCCCCUUAAGCCUAUUGCUGACGAGUUUGGAGAUCCUGAUCUGCUCCGUGAAGUGGUCCGUGCGCGAUCUAGCUCACCUGUUGAAAGACAAAGAGAUGCGGAUGUUCCUCCCCGAAGUUCGGGUCGUUUGCACCAGUCGAAGAGUGGAGGUCGAUGUGGGAGGUCUGCUCAUUCAUCCAACCGUCAUGAUCCAACUGUUGAGUCACGAGCAAUCAAGCGUGGAGUUGAUUCGACGUCGCAAAUUCCUUUGGAAGUGAGGUUGGAGGAGGCUAGGAAAGUAAGAGAGUUAUCUGCCCGAACGAAAGGUCCUUCUGCAACGUCAGCAGCUGAUCCAAAGGUGGACAAAUCUAGCCCUGCAGGGGAUGCAGGCGUGUCUGAUUUGCUAAAGACGCAAUUUCUAUCAAGUCCAUCCUCUUGUGCUGAGCUGGUUGACCAAAUCCGUUAG